This is a messenger RNA of Acanthosepion pharaonis, 891 nucleotides long. The record is from the annotation of a GenBank genome assembly. Lineage: Eukaryota; Metazoa; Mollusca; Cephalopoda; Sepiida; Sepiidae.
AUGUACCUAUCUAUCUAUCUAUCUAUCUAUCUAUCUAUCUAUCUAUCUAUCUAUCUAUCUAUCUAUCUAUCUGCUGCUAACUUCAGCCACCAGUUCCUCAUACCGAAGCAGCUUUCUUUCAUGAGCCUUUUCAAAUCUUUCUUCCCAUGCCACUACACAAUAACCUCCACUGGCAGUGUAGCAUCAACCAACACUCUCCACUUCCUUGAGACCUCCGACCUGGUCUUCUGCCUCGGGUCAGUCACACUUUGCUCCAGGAAAGCAACCCUUCGCAGGUCCGACGAGGGUAUACUAGCACUUCUCACAGCUGUUGCCACGACCUCCAGAACCAAGUUAUAUCUGAAGGUGUACCAGCUGUUCUGUAACGCCUUCGUGCGGGAUGACAGAACCUGCGCUGAGACGCCACCAAUCAGACUAACUGAUCUGAACACCCUCAAUACCCUCUCAGUUGAGCCAUCGACCCUGCUGAGCCUGUUAGACAGUCGGCACCAAACGUAUUUCCUACUCGAGCUUCCGAACCGCCUGUUCCUCAUCACUUGCACUGCUGACAUCACGUCUGACACUUUCCACUUUCUUUCUGUCUUCACGUCCGGCACAUUCUUCCGGACUACAGCAUCUCUAGAAUCACACCGCAUGGACUGCAAAUAUCACCUUUUCCACCUUACUCAUCGCUUGUCGCUGGAUUUCAAUCCCACGAUGACGAUCUGUCACAGGGAAGUUAUACCACCUCCCAAGAUUCUUCACUCUUUGCUCCCACACUGCCGGUAUCUUUUCACCUGCAAUGGAAAAGACUUCAUGAAUGACAGAACCUCCCUUCAUAGACAGGGACCUGCUCUUCUUUGGUUUGAUGGCCAAUUGACUCCACUCUAUCAGCUCUGCAAGUCUAUCUAG